Cuscuta campestris is the source of this 1448-nucleotide messenger RNA. NCBI's taxonomy places the organism in Eukaryota, Viridiplantae, Streptophyta, Magnoliopsida, Solanales, Convolvulaceae. The record is from the annotation of a GenBank genome assembly.
AAUCCUAGAUUGUUUGCUUCACAAGACGACUAACAGGAAACUUCAGCACGGCACGAUUAAACAAAUCAUGAACGACUUCAAUGUAUGCCGUAGAAGUGUUAGUUCACUUUGGCGUACAUGUCGUAACCAACUUAUGGAUGAGUCUGUUUUGGAUGCAAGUAACAACAGGAUUGGCAUCGUUGGUAGAAAAAGAGUGCAGUUAAAUUUGGAACAGAUAAAGACAGUUCCAUUCCACAGAAGAACAAACAUACGCUCACUGUCUGCAGCCAUACAAGUACCAAAAUCCACACUACAUAGGUGCAUACAACAAGGGCAACUGCAAAGCCACACAAAUGCUAUCAAACCUUUCCUCACAGAAAAGAACAAGUUGAAAAGAUGAAAAAUGGUUUGAAAUGUCCAAACCAUCAUUGAGAGUGUAUAAAACUGAAAGGGAGAGAGAGCCCCAUAGGACAGCUAAAAGUAAAGCUCACAUUCCCAAACUGAUGCACUUAUGUGCAGUAGGGAGGCCUAUCUUUGGUCCUGAAGGGGAAGUAAUUUGGGAUGGGAAAGUAGGCAUUUGGCCUCUAACAAUUCAAGUUCCAGCACAAAGGAGGAGUAAGAAUAGGGCUGCAGGAACUUUAGAGACCAAACCCAUACCUAGAAUCACAAAAGAGGUGUACAGAACACUCAUGAUUCAGCAAGUACUGCCAGCAAUAAAGGAGAAGGUACCAGAAGCCAUCACUAAACACAUCAUCAUACAGCAGGAUAAUGCAAAGCCACAUAUUGAUGUUAAUGACCCAGAGUUUGUGCAAGUAGCCAAUGCUGAUGGUUACAGCAUUGAGCUAACUUGUCAACCACCAAACUCACCAGACCUAAAUAUUUUAGACCUGGGGUUCUUUGCAUCAAUUCAGUCAUUACAACAUCAGACAUCAACAAGAAAUGUGGAUGAGUUGGUUCAACAUGUGGCUCAAGCAUAUGCCAAUUUAGAAGCUAAGAAACUAAACUAUGUUUGGAUUAGUUACCAGUUAGCAAUGACAGAGAUCAUGAAGGUACAAGGAGGAAAUAAUUACAAGUUGGCACACAUUGGAAAGGCAAGACUAGAAAGGGAAGGUGCACUGCCAAACCAACUUCAGGUAAGCACAAAACUGUAUCAGGCCAGUGUGUGUGCUUUACAGGGUGUUCCAGCUACUCAUGGGGAAGGGGAAGGGAGUGCAUCAGAAGCAGUGUAAUUAUGUUCAUCAUUUUGUUUUUUGGUUUUGAAAUAUGCUCAUCAUAUGCACUUAACUGGUUUUUUUUGUCAAAAGUGUGUAUGGGCAGUAUUUUGUAAGCAAACAUUUUUUGGGAUGAAUGUAUGUUUGUUCAUAUUCUUAAAACCUCCAAACACAUUACAUAUAGUGGGAGGCCACUCACAGUUACCUCCUACACUAAUCUGAAGUGGGUGACUUUAGGAAUACAGAUUAGGGUUCCAU